AUGGUGGCCACGGGCGCCGCCGACGGUUCGCUGCGGGUGUGGGACCGCCGCAAGCUGACGGGGUCGUCGACCCACAAGGGGGCCGCGGCGGUCAAGGUGUUCAAGCAGCACACAGAGGCCAUCAUGCGCAUAGAGUGGCACCCCUCCGAGAAGACCGUCCUGGCCAGCGGCGGUGACGACCACUUAGUGCUGGUCUGGGACCUCAGCCGCAGCAGCAUACGGGACGACACCACCACGCCCGCCAAGUCGGGGUCGGAGUCGGGCGCCGCCAAGGCGGAGGGGGCCGCGGGCGGCAGCAAGGGCGCGAAGGGCGCGCCGCCCCCUGAGCUGCUGUUCAAGCACGUCGGACACCGCCAGGGGGUGCGUGCGCUGCGCCCCGUCUAUUGA
Molecule: messenger RNA, 387 nt
Organism: Monoraphidium neglectum
Lineage: Eukaryota; Viridiplantae; Chlorophyta; Chlorophyceae; Sphaeropleales; Selenastraceae
Product: wd-repeat protein
Exons: 5
Coding region: 1-387 (128 amino acids)
Biological process (GO): regulation of gene expression
Cellular component (GO): nucleus
Molecular function (GO): histone binding
Source: RefSeq, a predicted model, not a curated record